UUUCCAAGCUGCGCUUUUCGUUCACCCCCGCCCCCUUGUUAGGGCUGUCAAUGGCGAUGACAUUUUGAAACGUUAUUUUUUAAUGUUUGGACUGACAAAAAUGGCUGGAAUACGAAACAAAAACGGGAUACACCAGGUCACGCCCUCUGCGGUCAGUUCCUUACGCCUACGUCACAUCCAGUCCAUCCUGCGGGACAGUGGUAAAUCCAUUCCUGAUGGAAUUCUAUGCUCUCUAGGCAUUGAUAGCAGAUACAACCUGGGAUGCAGUGAGCUAGCCAACUACUUGUUCUUUGACUUGUACAAGCAAAACCACUUGGACUUAAACUUCUCAGAAUUUUUAGAAGAACUACUAGAUGAUGUGAUCCUUCUCAUCAAGGCUGACAGCGUACACCUGUAUUGUAACCCAGUUAAUUACACUUCCCUUCUGCCAUACAUCUCCCACUGGAGAAACUUGCAUAUCCACUGUAUGACUGAGGCAGAGUAUGAGGAUGAGGAAGCUGCAGAGGAGUUCAAGAUCUCCAGCUUCGUGAAGAUGGUGCAGGACUGCAGUCACAUCGGGGUGCCCUACAGCUCCCAAGGUCACGUGCAGAAGUUUGACAUGUUCCUUGUUGAGAAGUGGCCAAUCAUUCAAGCCUACGCCCUGGAGGGCAUCGGGGGCGGGGGCUUUUUCACCACGAAACAUAAGCUGAUUGACAUGAGUGAGAAGCUCUGGCAAACCUACAGCAGAAUGGAUCCUAUUUCCCUGGACAUCCUGUUGACAGAGGAUUUGGUGACAUUUGAGAAACAGUGGACCAGCUUUUUCUCCAACUUUGCUAUAGAGAGCUACUCAACCAUCUUGGAGCUUUCUGAAGCCCAGGCCGGGGAGCCAUUCCGGACUUAUUUCUCCCAUGGCCUCAUUUCCCGCCAAAUCACAAGUAACAGCCGACAGCCCUUCGUGCUCUUUGGAGGCCACUCUACCAGGGAGCACAUGGACAGUUACUGCUUCAGCUUCCCCUCCGAGAGCCACCAGGUGCGGAACACAGGCCCCCAGGGGACGGCAGCCAAGCACAUGGUAGUACAGUGUGUGUCACCAGAGGGCCCUCUGGCAUGUGCUCGGACCUACUUUUUUGGGACCACCCACACUCCUUAUUUAGGGAAUGGCAGCAAGUCCCACAAGAGGACAGAAAUAACGCUUCUGUCUGAGCUGUACAGCACCAUGGUCCAAGCAGUGCUGACUGGCAUCAGAUGCUACUGUAACACCUUCAGCACCACCAAGGCAUGGGAUGCAGCAGAGCAGAGCUUUCAGCUGUCCUUAGAUGCACACGGUCUGACCCAGUAUAAAAGCUCUCUCCUAUCGAAAACCAUAUUCAACAUUCAAGCUGUAAAUAAUGAAGGAAGAGUAAUUCCCCUGGAAAGUGUAGAGAGCAGGUUCAUGGUGAAAACUGCCUUCAUGGCAGUCUAUGACAUUCCUCACCCUCUGGAGGGUAGAGAGGUCCUCGGCUCCCUCGUCUUCUCAGAGUCUUUCCUGGAAUCCUGCCUCUACGUCCAGGAGCAAGAUGGCAGUGUUUCGCGAGAUAGCCACUUCACCAUCCUGACCGCUGACAUCCCGCGCUAUGUCUCCUGGCUGGUGGACGAGUGUGAUGUGAAGCUCUCCGAAUGUGUUCAGCAGCUGUUGAAGCAGGAAGAAGAAACCUGCCUUGGAGUGGUGCUGUCAGCAGGGGACACAGCCCUGAUGUCCUCCAGUGACCUACUGACCACUGCUGAGGAAGGUAAAAUCAGCUUCUUCUCCGAGGGGAUCCUCUUUGUCCAUCCUCAAUAUGGCAGUGUGACCUUGCCAAGGAACCUCAUCUGUGGCCUUAAAUUUUACCAAGGGGACUCGUCUAGGACUCUGGCAGCCCUUUUUCUGGAGUGCAAGAGUUCCAUACUCCCCUUCCUGCCAUUCCAGCUCCGUAGCGCCUCCCACAGUCUGGCUUUUGGCUUGCAGGCCAAGUCCAAUAGCUACAGGUCAUUUUGUGCACAGGUGCUCCCCGUGUGGUUGCGGCAGAAAUGUGACGUCGGGCAGAUUGUCCAGACAGUCAGCAGGGAUCAGCUGACCCCCGAGCAGAAAAUCAUGCUUUGCCGACUUGACCGCCUGUGUAAAAGUCACGCCCCCCUAACCACACUGCCCAGUGGCUCCCUGAAGGUCUCCAGCACAGCGCCCCCAGAGCUCGAAGCGUUCCUGCAGCACUUUGCCCUCAGCAGCCUGGGCCAGGAAGUAGUGCAGAGAAACCACCUGGAAGUCCUCUUCAGCCGAAGGGAGACCCCCCCUCAUCAGCACGCCCGAGACUGCAAGAUUGUGAUGACCAUUCUAACUGGGAUUCCCGGCAGCUGUAAGGACAACCUCUGUAACUUCUUGAUGAAUCUGAAUAAGUCUUAUGGAAGGUGGAUGGUGUACCGUCCCCCCCUGGACAGACACGAGGUGUUCUGCAGAGCGCACUUUCAGCGAUACCUGUCUUCUCUGCUGGAGAGUCAGAUGAACACUGGCCUGAGUCCCAGCAAGUGCCGGCUUUUGGUGCUCACCCCUGGAUACACGGAUGUGGCAGACGUGGUGCAGGCAGCGCUCGCCCACCCAGACCCCGUGAUCCGAGAUGCCUUCAGCUUGGGAGCCAUUACUGCCUGUGUGGACCCCCUCAGCUCCUUUAUGGAACACAGAUAUGCGUUUCCCAAGCUCUUGGAACAGUGCAGUCAUGGUCUGGUGAGCAAUGUAGUUUUUACGGGGCUGACCCAGGAGCAGAGACACCCUCUUCUGAAGCAGGUACAGCAGCUGGUGCGAGCUGCCAACCCAGGUGCCGCCUUCAUCCUGGCCGAGAAGGGUGCUGUGACCAGGAAUGAAGACGUGGAGCUGAUCCUAUCUGAGAGCAGUUUUUCAGAACCCCUGAUGCUAACGGCUCGUUACCUCCUGUACCCUGGAUUGAAUAUGGGGAAGUUCUGCUCCGGUGACAUGUCUCCCACAAUGAACCACCACUGUGUGACCUUUAGUCGUCCACUUGACCGGCUGCAGUUCAUGGCUAGAUGCAAAGAGUUGAAGCCUUUGAGACCUGACCCUUUCUGUGGAAAUAUCUACCACAUCUGUGGUAGAGUCAAGUUUUCUGACUCCGACAAGCUAAUGGAGUUGAGCUUCGGCUCAGUGAGUGGAACUCUGAGCAUGGUCCCAGCAAUGGAGGACUCCAGCCUGCCCACCCACAUCUGCUCCCUGCAGUUUUAUGGGGUGGACCUCACCAUGGAGGGCCUCAAGGACUGGCUGCGCCAAUGUACUCCGCAGAAAGCUGCAAGGAAAGCCUUAAAAACAAGGAAGACACUGACCCCUCAGGAGAUCAGGAUCAUCCACGUAUCUCGUCACUUACACCCUCUGCCAGUGGGGUACUUCUACAAUGGGAGCCAGUAUGUGACCUUUUUUGGGGAGAAAAUGACCUUUCAUCCGUUGAUGGAGGAGUUCAUUGAUGAGUAUUUAGAAGAAGCCAACAAAGAGAUUGAGCGCUUCAACCACCAGCUGGAGCAGCAGUGCCAGGGUGAUCUGUUUGACCCCUAGACACAACCGUCCACAACAUUCACAUCCUCCAAGGGAAGAUAUGGGUGGGUUGGGGAGGGGGGGUCCUACUACUGCAAUGGAUAUGCCGUAUUUAUACAAGAAGCUCACAUAUGGUCAUCUCUACAGCUAAGGGCAUAAACCUCUUAAUACAACCAUACAGCAGGAUUCUGUUCUGUAUAAAUAUGAGUGUCCUUCAAAGUGGUGACAGACUUAGUUGGGCAAAAUGCACAAUGAAGUCUGCAUUUAACUCUGGUCUUGUGGGCUAGUUAUCAGAUCUCCACAGAGUGUUAAUAUGAAGAGGCUGAUGAUAGCAACCCAAUACUGCAGCCACCUGUUAUCCUGCUGAAUUUAUGUUGCAACAGAUUCAUAAUGAGCCUUAUAUCACCUACUGCAGCGUAGAUAAGUGUCACACACGUUCCGGCUCUGGCAGUAUGAACAUGCAGUAUGUUCUGCAUCUGGCUUCUUCAUGGGUGACCUACAGAGAAUAGUAUAUGCCUAAAGAAAUUAGCUGUUCCCUUUAACAAUUUUCGUUAUACUGAGCUCCAGUCAUUGGCAGAACAUCACGUUUUGCUUCGGGAUUAUAUGGGGGGGGGGGGGGUUUGGAUUGGGUUGGGCAGCUCAGCUGAAGUUGGGGUAAUGAUUAUAGGCAUUCUUCUGGAAUGCCUGUGCUGUGUGCUUGCAGAGUUGAUCCUCUGCAACAGUAGGUUAGUUGCAGCACUGCGCUCCAACUGUUGUGUCUUUAGUCCUAUGCAUGACUUUCUCUUGUUUCAGUGACAGACCUAGUUAGUCCUAAUUGGAGGAGGGGUCCAGCAGUAUUUAUACGAUAGCUGAAUAUAAAUUUCAUUUUAAGAAUACAGUGUCUCUAAUAGAACUGCUUUAAGGUCAGAUCUCUUCAUUGCACAGCAAGCAUUCUUCUGGUGUGUCCUUCUUGAGAAUAAGCACACAGCAUCUGUAGAAUACACUGACCACUGGUCGCUCCCUUAAAUGUGGUGAACCCUGCAUCACUUGACUACCACAUUUUUUGCACUCGUUGGAAUAACUUCAUCUGUAAUGAUUACAUACCGAACUGUUUCUUUAGGUCAAACGUAGGCUGAUCGACUGACUUAGUGUCCAUCAUAGGUUAACCAUCCUCACACCAGCUUCAGGUAGGAUGAACUAGUUUAGAUCAUGUGGUCUGAAUUGCACUGUGUUUAACACAGCAUGCGUGUAUGAGGGGAGCGUCACGUAUCAUGAAUAGCUUAUGUGUGCCUUUGACAGAAUUGACCUUGAAGCUGAUCUAAUGCCUGUCCUCAGCAGCCUGGACUGAUGGGAUCAAUCAGCCCUAACAAAGAAUGCAUGCCAGUGAUAUGAUGACCAAAGACUCGAUGGCUCUGUAUAAAUGCUGUGGGCCCCUCUGCUUUGUCACUUUAUAGCGGGAUCUAAGAUCGGAACCUGACCAAACCCUGGGUGUCGAAAACAGUCAGAGUGCCUCUGAUGGCUCCUAGACCCCAGGAGAUGCUAGAGGUUCCAUCAUAGCGUCUCUAGGCAACAAAGCGUCUGGAAAAAUUCCAACUUACGUUGUCUUUUUCUAAUAUUAAGUGCAAUUUUAUUCAACAAGAGGUAACAUUUCUGUAUACCUGCCCUUGGACUCUUUAAGGAUUGAACAUUUUAAACUACCAGAUUCUUGACCCUGCUAACGUGCAGAUGUCUGCACUGUUGUCUUACAUGUUUUGGAAGGAGAAAAUGUCAUUGUGAGUCCCAGACAGCUGUUGGGUGCAUUGAGGGUGAUUCGGGUUUAAUCCACUUCACUCAUGCUUGGAAUCUGUUUGUUCUAAACCAAGCUUCCGGACUCAUCGCUUGCUUUGCUGCUUACCCUGAACCCGUGCCUUAGUUCAGCCUUCUCUGAUUACUUCUAUUCUUCUUGAAAUGUUGAAAUGUGGCUGGUGUUGAUGGGAUUAAGACAUUAAGAGCAUGUUGGGUGCAGCAUAGCUUAAAAUGGGGGACUCAAAAAUUGAGAAAGGAUGAAAUUGAGUCUUUCAUACAUGUGAUGAUGUAUUAUUGAUUUAAUAGGCCAUCAAUUGUAUGAAUAUUGCAGUCCUCAAAGGGUCCAAAGGGUAUAUAAAAUAUUUACUUCAGUAAAUAGUACUAAAAGGUAAUUACUCUUUAUGUACUUUUUGCAUGUGUUAAUAUAAGAUCUGUUUACUUGUACGAAAUAGCCUUUCACCAAACUGGUUCCUAAAAAGUCAGCAUUCUUAAAGUAUUUGAGAAGAAUUUCAUGACCUCUACAAAAUAUAUAUUUUUUAAUACUGUGAAUUGGUUAAGAAGUCCAGGACAUUAGUAUUUUAAUAAUAAUGUAUUAAAUAAAAAAUGAACCUCUGAGUGAAAAAGAAAAACAGAGGAACGUCUUUGGGGGUUUCUGCUCCAGCAAUGGCUUGGCAGCGGCCGAGCUGAGCAUCAUUAGGAUGCGUAUGGUUUGCCUCUCCUGCAGGGAUACAAUGAGGGCGGAGGGACCCUCUUAGCUCAGUCUUGGUGAAAGGAGUCUUAGUAAGCUGUUCUUUAGGAAGUAUUCUACUCAACCAGAGGGGAUGUGGCAGAGUGGGGACCCCUCCAGGUCCAGUCCAAGUGGAAACGAAUCAAGUAGACCGAAAACAAUGAGCACUAGCUGCCCCAGGGACAUUCCUGGUGCCCGGAGGACAGCUUGCAUCAUGUUACCAUGGCUUAAUCAGAAAGAUUGGAACAGGAGCGAUGCCAAUUCUGAAGGCUCCCCUCAGCGUCUCCCAAAGCGCUGACAGAGAUCGGGCGUGAUGGAUGACAUUUGGUAAGGGGCUCUUUCCUUGCGUUAGGUGGCCCCCACAGGAGCCUGGAGCACCCCUUCCCCCCACUGUGCCAGCCCCCCCUCUGUGCCACGCUGACAUAACCAAGUGCUGUGUGUUCUUAUAACGUAGAGGCUAGUGGUUUUGUUGCUGAAGUUAUAGGACAAAAACGUGAUUCGGAGUCAAAGGGAGGGGUUAUUUUUUGAUUUAUUUAUAUACAUACUUUUGUGCAAUGAAAAUAAUCUAUUGCCUUAGCAUUCAUGGUUCAAAUGUCAGGAAUUGCUCUACUCCUGUAACUCAGUGGUGUUUAGUUUUUAAGGGUGAAUAAUUUAUGUAAAGGGCCCAGAUUUGGAAUUUGCACUUUCUAAUAAGAACAGAAAUUUGAAUUCUAUAUAUUUAUAUGAUUUUGUUACCUAAUAAGGUGGCUGAUUUUGAUACAUUGAGUAUCUAUAAGAGAGGCUUGUUCCUGGACGGAAUCCCUUUAUCAGAACCUCCUCCCUCACUUUUGAAAAAACACAUUAAGCUCUGUAAACUGCUGCUAUCAGGUGUCCUGCUUACUUUCUGUAUUGGCUCGGUGCUCUCAAACCAGAGUGGACCAGUUUGGGCUGACCUAGGACUUGGGGCUAAAGGAAAGAGGAGCUGAACUCCAGAUCUCAGGCCAAGCAGAUACUGAUGACACUGGCUGCCAGGUCACAGGGGACAGGAGCACCUGCCAUGGUCAUGUAAGAGGUACUUUAAGUUUAGACUGUGAAAUUUUGUGAAGGGCUCAGCGCUUCUUACCUGCCUCCCGUCUCUGUAAUCCAUACCAUAACAGCCAUGGCUCUCAUUCCGCAAGCACAGGAACAAGCCUCUGAUGUGGCGAUAGAAGUAGACUGAAAUUGCACAAAGCCCUUCAAACUGAGAUACCAGCUAAAGACUCCCUAAAGGAUGGGUCUUACUCCAAGGUUUUCUGUUUGCAGUUUUUGGUUCUGUUUGGUAGUUUUAGGAUUUUGGGGAUGUUCGAAAUGUUUAUAAAGACUUUCCUUAGUCUAUAAACUCUAAAAUAUUUUAAACAAAACUAAAACUGACGUCAAAAACUUACCUCAAUACUGAAUUAAAAUUAUUUUUAGUGUACUUGAAUAAAAACUUAUUCUCAAGACUAAAAAUAACUUCAGGACAUCAUAAAUGUGACUUGAAAUGUGCCAUAUAUAUUUAAAUGUUGCUGUUACUUUGGAAAAAAAUAAAUUUGACAAAAACAAUUUCAUUGUAUUUGCACAAUGCUACUGUUUUUUUCCUAUGACUUUUUAUAGUAUAUGUAUCACAAGUAAAUCAUUAAAAUCUAUAUUAAUAUUGGUAAUUCUUCUGGUUUUGUAUUAUCCUAUGAUUCAGUUGUUUUUCUUUGUUGCAGGUUUUUCUUAUACAUUCAAACACACUGUGGCUAUAAAGCAAAUAAAAGGCUUUGUUCGCA
Messenger RNA from Paramormyrops kingsleyae, 7786 nucleotides. RefSeq names its product dynein axonemal assembly factor 9 (gene dnaaf9). Lineage: Eukaryota; Metazoa; Chordata; Actinopteri; Osteoglossiformes; Mormyridae. The record is from RefSeq and is a predicted model, not a curated record.